Messenger RNA from Rhagoletis pomonella (apple maggot), 1354 nucleotides. RefSeq lists its product as uncharacterized. NCBI's taxonomy places the organism in Eukaryota, Metazoa, Arthropoda, Insecta, Diptera, Tephritidae. Gene Ontology annotation, molecular function: zinc ion binding; nucleic acid binding. The record is from RefSeq and is a predicted model, not a curated record. The transcript has 2 exons. Bases 216 to 1340 code for a protein of 374 amino acids.
CUGAGUGCAGAUGGCUGUGUGUAAAACAAACUAAACGAAUGUGUGUGUAAGCAGCAAAGAAAAAAGGAUUGUUAGAAAAACGUAAGAAGUAAUUUAAGAAAAGCGUGCAAAUAAUAAAAGAACAGUGAAAGAAAACAGUUGAAUUAAAAACUUAUUGAUUGAAAAUAAUAGAGAAAACAUUUGUUGCCAUCUAAAAAGAGUGACGAUAAAAGAAAAUGGACAGUGAAGAUUUAGCAAAAUAUAGCGUCAUGCAGUUGCGUGCAUGGUUGCGGCAGCUUCAAUUGCCUUCGGGUGGUAAUAAGAGCUCGUUGAUUGUUCGCCUUAACGAUGUACCUAUGGCCGAGCGAGGCAGCUGUCCCGUAUUGGACGGAAUGAGUUCGCAUUUAACUGAAAACGAGCGAGAUGAGCAAAUGGACCAACACACAGAAGGAGAAACAGCAGCGCAAACAUACGAGAAAAACAAAAGCAGCGAUGGUACAACGCAAGCAGAGCAACCAAAUCAACAGACUAGCGUCAGUGUAGCAGAAUUUGAAAUGCUAAAGCGGGAGGCCGAAUUGUUGCGACGAGAAAAAGACUUGCUAGAGCGAGAAAAUAUUCUUUUGCUACAAACAGUGCGUGGUGGUGAAAUACCUAGCUGCGCAGCUGCAGCCAGGCAAAAAAUUUCAUUAGAGAUGAUAAAAACUCUUGUACCCGAUUAUGAUGGUGGUCUGAAUUUUAGCAUUUGGAUUGCGCAAUUGAAAAGCGUUGCCGAUGCAUAUACUGUGAACGAGAAUGAGUUACGGGUUCUAAUGCUUAGCAAAUUAAAGGGUAAAGCACAGAAAUGGUUACAAAGCAAGCCGGAUUUUGCAAUCAAGAGCGUAAAUAAUUUGAUUGACGAGAUGAACGAAGUAUUCGGUUUAAAAGAAAACCGAAUUUUAAUGCGACGUCGCUUCGAAGCUAGAAAAUGGAAGGCUGGCGAGAAAUUUGUCGAAUAUUUAAACGACAAGGUAAUACUUGCUAACCCAUUGCAACUGGAGGAAGAAGAAAUCGUAGAAUACGUGAUUGAGGGUAUAAGUGACUAUCGUCUACGAACUCAAGCGUAUUUACAAUGCUACUCAACGAAGGCGCAGUUACUCCAAGCUUUCUCCAAGGUUGAAAUCAAAGCAACUUCAACAGCAGCAGAUGCAAACCAACGUGAAGUACGAUGCUACAACUGCAAUAUUAAAGGACAUAUUGCAGCCGAUUGUCGUAAACCAAAGAGAGAAUUUGGGGCAUGUUAUGUGUGCGGCAGCAAAGAACAUCGGGCGGCAGUAUGCUCAAAUAAGAAAGGGGUUCACCUGGUCGAGGACUAUAAUGUUUAAUCAAUACUGGUAGC